AUGAAAGGUGCUAUAGCAUUAGCACGUAAUAUUCUUCGUUCAUGUACAUUAAAUAAUUCAAUAAAUAUACGUAGACCAUUACGUUUUUUGGAUUUUCUUGAUUAUGAAGGUUUUAUGGCUCGUCUUCGUGCACGUGAACAACAAGGUCGUUCAUUACGUGUUUUAAUUAAUCCUAUCGAUGCAUCUGUUGAAGCAUCAUAUUCAUAUGCUCAUUUGACCCAUUGUUAUCAAAAAUAUACAAAAAAAUUAAUUAGAAAAUUAGAAGAAACUCGAAAAAAUCUUGAAGCAAAUCCUAAAUGGCCACAUAAAUCAAAACCUAUCACAGAUGAUGAAUUACGAUUUGCAUCAAAUUGUAUAGCACCACACGCUGUUGCACAAUUAUCAUUAGCAAAUCCAUGGCCAACAAGAGAAAUGAGUGGAAUUGAAGUUCGGGUUGAAGAUAUAUAUCCAUUUGAUUUAACAAAAUUUCUACCUCUACCAACAGUAACUUAUUUGAGUCAACAACUUACUCCAUCGGCUUUCAUUCGUAACAGUUUUCAUAUAUUAUGGAUAAUAGGUGAUAAAAAAAAUGAAAGUGUUGAAAAUCUUGUUAAAGACAUUCAAAAUUUACUAAAUAAUCCUAAAUUAUUAACACACACAGAUUGUGAUCAUAAAGUGAUUGUUGUUCACACAAUAGAAGAAGCUCAACAAUGGCUUAAAACUAAUCAAAAAUUAAUUCAAAAACCACAUAUCAGACUUAAAGUUGUUACUUUAUGGACAAUUCAAAAUGAUAAAACAGCAAUUGAUGUUAUUCGUGCUGUUCGUUCAGAAUUAUCACGAGUACCUGUUCUGAUUUUUACAAAUAAACGUGAUGAAAUACAAGGAGCACUUGAAUUUCCUAAUGUUAUUGCAACAGAUAAAGAAUUUGAAGUAAAAGAAUUUGUUGGAGUUAGUCAAGAAACACUUUGGAAUCCAGGUUAUCGAACAUCAUAUAUACAAAAUUAUGGAACGCCUUUACAUGCAUCAUCGCGGUCGAGUCCGUUAACUGGUGAUACAUCAGCAGCUUCCUCAUUGAAACCAAUGUUACUUUGGAUUGAUUUGUCUGAAAAUGAUCCAAAAACGACCAAUAGAAUACAACGAGACCAUCCAACAUUAGAAAUCAUCUUUAAACCUACAUAUAAAGAUGCUGAAGAAUAUUUAAAUAACAAUUUACGUGAUAUAAAAGAACAUGAAAAGUUUAUCACUAUAUGUCGAGGGUAUUAUGUACAAGAACAAAAAAGUUUUACUCAUGUUGUUCAACUUUUUGAGAAUCUUAACCUUGGAACAAGACCUCUUGCAGUUUAUACAAGAAAUAAAAAAAAUUUAUCAAAACACACACCAGAUCCUCCGAAAAGUGUUGAAAUUUUCGAUGAACAAAACGCUUUACUUGAUUUUAUUAAUCGUCAUUUAAAAGAAUAA
This is a messenger RNA of Rotaria sp. Silwood2, 1437 nucleotides long. The record is from the annotation of a GenBank genome assembly. NCBI's taxonomy places the organism in Eukaryota, Metazoa, Rotifera, Eurotatoria, Philodinida, Philodinidae.